GUCACGAUGGCAGGGACUGAGCUCUCCGUCCCUUCUGAGCAGUUUACCAAAAUCAAAGCAUGGGAGUUGAUGCCACCAAAAACCCUGGAAGUGGUGCAGGAAGAGGGAGCGUGCAGAGGGAGGGAACACCUGGGCCCCGGAAAUGUGGAGGCCCAGGGCACCUAUGGGCUCCUCGAGGCCAAGAUGCUGGAGGGGGAGCGGGGGCUGGUGCUCACCACGGAGGAGACCGAGAAGCACAUCGUGACCCUGCAGACGGUGCACUUUUCCUCCGAAGACGUGCAGCUACAGGACGUCGGCUGGCUGACACCGCAGGGCUGGGAAGGGGUGCAGGGGGCGGUCCGGCAGGCCAGCGGCAGGGAGCAGUCUCUGCUGUGGCUGGACGAGGGGUCCCAGCAGUGCGUGGCCAUUAGCAUCCAGGAAGACGCGUACACUUUGCAAGAGCUGGAGGUGAUGCAGCUUCACGUUCUGGAGGGCAGUGUGGCCGCGGCCAGCGAAGACACCAAGUUUGUGGUGAGCUUGGCCGAAAGCACCGGGUGGGUCAAGCUUGAGAAAGGUCAGGGGGAGGACCAGCCGUCUGCUGAAGGAGGGUUCCGCGCCCAGACCCAGGAGCGGUUCUUUCUCGUGGAAGCCAAGCCUGGAGACGAAGGAAGUGACGAAAUUGUUCUGACAAUUUCAAACUUAAACGUGGGAGAACAGGAAGACAGACCUGCCUCCGGUCAAGGCCAUGUUGAAAAAGCCAACUCUACAAACAAUCAGAAAAAGGCAAAGGAAGCAAAACGACCCUUCUGCUGUGAUAGCUGCGUGUUCACCUCUUCUAGAAUUUCGAGUUUUAACCGUCAUAUGAAAACUCACAGCACCGAAAAGCCCCACAUGUGCCACCUGUGUCUGAAAGCUUUCCGCACGGUCACUCUUCUGCGGAAUCAUAUCAACACUCACACAGGAACCAGGCCCUACAAGUGUGGUGACUGCGUCAUGGCAUUUGUCACCAGUGGAGAACUUGUCCGACACAGACGUUAUAAACACACUCACGAGAAACCCUUUAAAUGUUCCAUCUGCAAGUAUGCCAGUGUGGAAGCGAGCAAGCUAAAGCGACACACCCGCUCACACACGGGGGAGCGUCCUUUCCAGUGCAGCCUGUGCAGCUACGCCAGCAAAGACACCUACAAGCUGAAGCGACACAUGAGGACACACUCAGGUGAGAAGCCCUACGAAUGCCACGUGUGCCACACACGCUUCACGCAGAGCGGCACCAUGAAAAUACACGUUCUGCAGAAGCACAGCAAGAAUGUCCCCAAGUACCAGUGUCCGCACUGUGCCACCAUCAUCGCAAGGAAGAGUGACCUGCGUGUCCAUUUGCGCAACCUGCAUACUUACAAAGCCACAGAAAUGAAGUGCCGUUACUGUACCGCCGUCUUCCACGAACGCUACGCCCUCGUUCAGCACCAGAAAACCCAUAAAAAUGAGAAAAGGUUCAAGUGUGAAUACUGCUCUUACGCCUGCAAGCAGGAACGCCAUAUGACCGUUCACAUUCGUACCCACACCGGAGAGAAACCAUUUACCUGCGUCUCGUGCAAUAAAUGUUUCCGACAGAAGCAACUUCUAAAUGUGCACUUCAGGAAAUACCAUGAUGCAGACUUCAUCCCGACUGUUUACCAAUGCCCCAAGUGUAGCAAAAGCUUCUCCCGCUGGAAUAAUAUGCAGAGACAUUCCGCGAAGUGUGACGCGGGCCAGGCAAAGCCGGCCGCCUCGGGCAAAGUGAGAAGAGUGAAGAGGAGAAAGCUGGCCGUCCUGAAAGAGGCAGGAAAGGAAGACGCCCCAAAAGACACCACUAAGGAGGUCUCUGCUGUGAGCGUGAAGCAGUACCCGGGAGAGACGGUUCCAGUCUGUUACGGAGGCGUCGCGGUCGGAAACCAGGGCCUGGACGAAGACCUGAGCUGUGAAAUGAUCCUCCAAAUGAUGGACAAGUGACAGAGCUUCCCAGUUCGCGUUCGUAGCAGUCCAUUCUCCAACAAGUUCGAAUUUUGCGGCAUGUUCUUUGAAACAAGUUCAUGACGAUGGACGGUCUCGGUCUUUCCCAAGUGUGAGGUUAGUGCCCAGAAUUAUUUGCCUAUUUUUUUGGACUGGAUAUUUAAACACAAAAAACACUGCAGGUGUUUCAUAAAAGGCCCAAAUCUUGAAUUGGAGGAUAAAACCUCAAAGCUAUGAAUUCACUCACUUGAUCCUGCCGAGGUGGCCUGCAAUGAAGGGGCCAUGAUUUGGGGCCGUAACAGUUAUGCAGUUGUAGCACUAAGACUAUUUAGUGCUUCAGCAAACAGCCAAAGCUGGGUACUUUCACCAUUACAUUUCUUUUUUUUUUUUUUUUUUUGAGUUUUAAUUAAUUUUUGAGAGAGAGAGAGAGAGGGAGACACAGAAUCCAAAGCAGGCUCCAGGUUCCGAGCUACAGAGCUCGAACCCACGAACCGCGAGAUCAUGACCUGGGCUGAAGUCUGACGCUUAACUGACUGCGCCACCCAGGCUCCCCUCACCGUUAUAGUCCUGACAUGAGUUUUUAAACCUAAACAACUAGUUUGAUACCGGUUUUUAAAAUACAAAUGAAUUUUCCAUAAAAUUUAAAGGCACCGUAAUACGUUCAAUGCGUUCUCAAUUCAACGAGAGAGAUCGUAAUGUUUUAAAAAUAACCGAGUGGAAAAUGACGAUGCCUAAUUAUUUUAGUUUGGUGACUGAGCAAGGUACAGUUUGAGAGUUUGUAUUCUUCCUAAAUUAUGUUUUUUGGCGGGCGUGAAGUUUUCCCUUUGGACACUCACGGUCACUGCCCAGCAGGUCAGUUCGUCUCUCUUUUGUUUCGCUGAAACUACUUCGUUUAUAGUUUUUAAGUAAUUAGCGGAGAGAGAAGAAAACGUGAUGAAAUGUGUACCUGUAAAGAAUUUAUACUCUGUGAUGCCCUGUAACGGGCGGGGGAGUGUUUCUCUUUCGCCAGUUGACGAGGCUUUUCGCAAUGCCAAGCAUUAAGCGAAAUGCCUCGUUAGAACCUAAAAGUAACUAAUACCCACCUUCAUAGAGAUAUAUUUUUCAUACUUUUCUUCUUAGCUCAGCAGCUGCUUUUGCUCUGAACUUCCCCCCUUAGUUUAACUUCAUUGAUACGGGUCCCAAAUUCCAGUUUCUUGGCUUGAUUGACAUAGAAUGGGCAAAUAAAAUUGGGAGAUAUUAAAAAUGUGCAUCAUGAUGAUUUGAUACGUGGGUACAUUGUGGAAGCGACGCCUCCCAUCGGUGAACUAAAUUCAAAUUCUUAAGGUGCUGGUCUGCUCUCCUAAGCCCAGAGCCCGGUGUCCUGGGAACGUAGAAGCCCUUUCCAGCCGGAUGGGCAUUCUUUUCAUGGUAGCACAAUAGUUGAGUUCACAUAGUAAGACUUGAACCCUAUGGUCUCUUGCAUGCCGUCAUUGUGACUAUUUGACCUCUUGUAACACUUCCUUCCUCUUUGUUGUUUCAAGAUGUUUUGCAUAACUCAAUAAAAUGAAAUGACUCAAAAUGGCUCUCUUUGUUUUACGUGAAUGGCGGUUCUUAAAAACGUGGAUGUGGAGAAACUGGA
Messenger RNA from Herpailurus yagouaroundi (jaguarundi), 3586 nucleotides. RefSeq names its product CCCTC-binding factor like (gene CTCFL). Gene Ontology annotation, molecular function: DNA-binding transcription activator activity, RNA polymerase II-specific; RNA polymerase II cis-regulatory region sequence-specific DNA binding. Gene Ontology annotation, cellular component: nucleus. Bases 7 to 1968 code for a protein of 653 amino acids. Gene Ontology annotation, biological process: regulation of transcription by RNA polymerase II. Lineage: Eukaryota; Metazoa; Chordata; Mammalia; Carnivora; Felidae. The record is from RefSeq and is a predicted model, not a curated record. The transcript has 10 exons.